GUUGUCCCCGUCCUCGGUUUUUUUAGGACCCUGUGGCCCCCGGUGUUUGGGGACGUUGGUUGUCUUUGGUCUGGUGAUUACCUCCACCCUCCUCUCAGGGGUGAUAAGACGUCCCGGUUUGGCCCUAUGCAGCACUGCGGGGGAUGUGAUUGGAUGCUGACCCUCAACCUGUGACCUCCUCCAGCGCCCCCAUCUCCAGCGCCACCAAUCUCCAGGGCCCCCAUCUCCAGCACCCCAAUCUCCAGAGCCGUCUCCAGCGCCCCCGUCUCCAGCGCCCCCAUCUCCGCUCCAUUACCAAACCUUUCUAGGUGUUUACUGACCAGUCAUUGGCUCCCUCCGCCAUCGGACACUUCUGAUUGGUUGCCUGGCAGAUAUGCUCUAUCCUGGGGGAUAAACCAAAAGAGUCAAAUGGAGGCUCUACUACCUACGUCUAGAGCCCACCCCGGGCCCCGCCUGCCCCGCCGACGCUCCAAAGCCCAAAGAAACCGCCAUAGAGGUCCUUCUCCUGUCAACUCCUUGUCCUCCAGCCCUGAGCCGGCUGUCUGGCCACGACCACAGCGCAAAAAGAGACGGCGGAAGAGGGGCGAGGAGAACGCGGCAAUCCGAGAGGAAGACCUGAUCGAUGGAUUCUGUAUCAGCAGUUUUGGCAGCCUGGAGGCUAUGCAGAAAGAUGUCUCUGUGGAGCCGACACACCUGGAGGAGCCAAUCAAGAAGCGCCCCCCAGGGAAGAGAAAGCGAAGUGACGGAGGAAGUUCAGAAGACCCCGGAGUGAGUGAGAGCCAGCGGGCGGAGCGCCCCUUCAAUGGACAGAAGCGGCACUGCGCUGGGUUGGGUUCUCUAGAGGAGUGUGUGCGACAUUCUGGUCCUGAGCAUGCCGCUGGUCAGGACUGUCGCCACUGUUCUCUGGACGCCGGCUACAUUUGCGAUGCGGAAAGCAGCUGUGAUGAGCAGGUAGGUGAUCGAUGUGAUGACCCUCCGCGUUUUGUCCCAUGUGUUCUGUGCAAUGUAUAUAUAACAUGCAUGUCUCCCAUGUGGCCUCUUCCUUCGGCUCCUCUCUUUCUAACCUCCUCUCUUUCCCUCUCUUUGCAGUUUGAGAAAUAUCCGGGUAAAAUAGAAAGUCUGUACAGACAGAAUCCAAAUACUUUCUUCCCUCCAUUCUCUCCUGUUAUUACUGCACUGCCCCCUGUUCUACCUCCCAGCGUCUCCUUUGGAUCUCUACAGGGGGCUUUUCAGCCCAAGAGCACAAGUUCUGAGCUGGCCUCACAAUGUUCUGUGCCUCCAAACAUGACCCACAAGGCUCCUCAGAUAACGGAACAGUUCAAACCUCGGAGGUCCGGGCGCUGGUGUGCAAUGCAUGUCCGUGUGGCGUAUAUGAUUCUGCGUCAUCAGGAGAGAAUAAAGCUUGCACAAGGGGCUCAACAUAAGCCUGAAUACCGUAGUGACCUCCUUUGCCUGAGUGCGGGACUCGGCUCUCUCCCCUCCCCACACGAGCUGUCUCGGCCCCCCACCCUCAUGACUGGUGCUGUAUCUCAUAACACUGGUCAGUUUCAGGUCGCAUCUUCCGCUGCCCAGUUCCUUCCUCACUCGGGGCAUGUUGAAUCCUUCAUUCGGGCUCCUGGAUUCUCUCCCCUGGCAUCCCUGACAAAUGGGGCCUUUGGUGGUCUAGGAAACCCCACUUACAAUCCUUCAUCUGUGUUCAGUCAGAAGGAAGCCUCUAUGAUGCAUAACUUCCCCAAUCCACAUGAUCCUUGGAAUCGGUUGCACCGCACUCCGCCUUCCUUCCCAGUGGCCCCCGCUCAGAUCUGUGGCAAAGUUGGGGACCUGGAUCCGCACACAGUCCAUAUGAAGGACGAGAAGGACAGGGAUUUACUUUACUCUCGUUUUACUCCACGGAUGUCCCCUCUGACACAAACCCCCCGCCUCCCGGGGGCCGAGGACCGAGGCCCCAGUCGUAAUCCCUCCCCUUAUGUCGCGGUGAGACCCGGGAGCAGCUCGGAGACGAAACCUCGACUGACACCAGACCAUCCUUCCAAAGUGAAAGUGAAGGAGGAACCGGAGCUGCUGGGCUUCGAGGUGGGACGCUCUCCUCUGUCGGGACUCCACAUGGCCCAUCCGUCUCCCCCUUUUGAAAGGCUGCGAGGAUCAUUUCUGGGGGAGCAGUACCCCAAUGCACUGGAAGCCUGGAGAGAUGUGUACCGUAGAGCGGACCCUCCUCCUCUUCGCCUGCCCUCCUCGGCUCCUCAGCGUCUGUAUGAACAGCGAGAGGAACGAGCCCACAUACUGCGGGAAGACUUUGAACGAGCUCGUCUUUAUGGCCUUCCCACCCAUGUCACCAUGCAGCCCGCCACGCAGGCUAUGCUGGGCCAGCUGUACCACCAUCAUCAUCAUCAUCAUGGAACUGGGCUGCUGAGCAAGACUCCACCCAUUAAUCUGCUAAGUGCUCCACCUCCCCUUAUAUCUACGUCGCGGCCGGGGUCCCCUCACCGCAGGGACCUUUAUAAGGACAGAGACUGCAGAUAGGACUGGCCUGGUCUACUCCAUGUACAUAUUUAUAUAUUCAUCCCCUUCUCCCCCAGUGCCCCUCCCCCCGGGGGGUUUUGUACAUUUUUAUGGUAUAAUGUGAUUUUCAGCACUGUGUUCCCCUAUGACCAUUCCUUUUUACAGGUUCCAGGGCCGGGGAGGGGAAAACCUCUGUACCCAGGACAUCAAUAAACCUUCUCUCCGUA
Rana temporaria (common frog) is the source of this 2726-nucleotide messenger RNA. RefSeq names its product fibrosin (gene FBRS). The transcript has 15 exons. The coding region runs from base 409 to 2520 and encodes 703 amino acids. Lineage: Eukaryota; Metazoa; Chordata; Amphibia; Anura; Ranidae. The record is from RefSeq and is a predicted model, not a curated record.